CUCAUUUGUACACCAGUUAAACACAGACACUUUAUUAAUGUAUGUAUUUGACGGGUGUAUAAAUGGAAUAAGCAAUUUUAGGGUUCGGUUUAUUCUUUUUUUAAACACCCAAACACCUUUAUUGUUUUUCUUUUUCCGUGCAAAUUAGGUUUUUUUAAAAACUCUGUUUGGUCUUUUUAUUUUGUUCGGUAAAUUUCUUGUCCCCGCUAGAGUAUAUAUAGUCCUUUUUUACGGAGGGGAUUUUGCGGCGAACUGCAUCGCUCUCAUUUAGCCUUCAAUACAAUGGCGGCUGCCGCUGCUUCCUUCUCCGCCGCCGUCUCCGACCGCCCUGUUAUCUCUAUAUCCAAAUCUCCGAAGGUCCUUCCUGUGUUCUCUAGCGGUUUCCUUCGAAAAACGAGCAGAGAAGCUCUCAUUUCCGGGCCCCGCCGCCGCAGCUCUCUAAUCUCUAGUGUUUUGUCGUCUUCGUCGCCCCCCGCCGCCGCUGCCGCUCCCGAGGUCCUUCCGGAGCAGGCCUUCGUCUCCAGAUUCGCGCCUGACGAGCCGCGGAAGGGAUGCGAUGUCCUCGUGGAGGCCCUGGAGCGGGAGGGCGUGACUCGCGUCUUCGCUUACCCCGGCGGCGCGUCGCUGGAGAUCCACCAGGCGCUCACUCGAUCCAACAUCAUCCGGAAUGUCCUCCCCCGUCACGAGCAGGGCGGCGUCUUCGCCGCCGAGGGCUACGCACGCGCCACCGGAUUUCCCGGCGUCUGCAUCGCAACCUCUGGCCCCGGGGCCACCAAUCUGGUCAGCGGACUCGCGGAUGCUCUCCUCGACAGCUGUCCGAUCGUCGCCAUUACCGGCCAGGUUCCUCGGAGGAUGAUCGGAACCGACGCCUUCCAGGAAACCCCAAUCGUGGAGGUAACCCGAUCCAUUACAAAGCACAAUUAUCUGGUUCUAGAUGUUGAAGAUAUCCCUAGAAUCGUCCGUGAGGCCUUUUUCCUGGCCAAAUCGGGUCGACCCGGCCCAGUUCUGAUUGACCUCCCAAAAGACAUACAGCAACAGCUUGUGAUCCCCAAUUGGGAUCAACCCAUGAGAUUACCCGGAUACCUGUCUCGGUUGCCCAAACCGCCCCACCAUUCGCUCUUGGAGCAAAUCGUGAGGCUCAUUUCCGAGUCCAAAAAGCCCGUCCUCUACGUCGGGGGAGGCUGUUUGGACUCGGCCGAAGAGCUGAAUCAAUUCGUGUCCCUCACCGGGAUUCCCGUGGCAAGUACAUUGAUGGGGCUCGGAUCGUACCCUCUCUCGGAUGAGCUCUCGCUCUCCAUGCUGGGAAUGCACGGAACCGUUUACGCGAACUACGCGGUCGACAAGAGCGAUCUCUUGCUCGCGUUUGGCGUGCGGUUCGACGAUCGGGUAACGGGCAAGUUGGAGGCGUUUGCGAGCCGGGCGAAGAUCGUGCACAUCGACAUUGACUCCGCGGAGAUUGGGAAGAACAAGCAACCACACGUGUCGGUUUGCGCGGAUAUAAAGUUGGCCCUCGGGGCGUUGAAUGAGAUACUGGAGGGCAAAAUGGGGAGGAAGAUGAAUCUCGAUUUCUCGGCUUGGAGGCGCGAGUUGUCGGAGCAGAAGGGCAGGUUUCCCUUGAACUAUAAGACGUUCGGGGACGCCAUUCCCCCGCAAUACGCCAUUCAGGUUCUAGAUGAGUUGACAGGCGGGAAUGCGAUAAUAAGCACGGGCGUCGGGCAGCACCAAAUGUGGGCUGCCCAGUUCUACAAGUACAGAAGGCCCCGCCAAUGGCUGACCUCGGGCGGGCUAGGCGCGAUGGGGUUCGGUUUGCCGGCAGCGAUCGGGGCGGCGGUCGGGAGGCCGGAGGCGGUGGUCGUGGACAUCGACGGGGACGGGAGUUUCUUGAUGAACGUGCAAGAGCUGGCCACGAUCCGCGCGGACAACAUCCCGGUCAAGAUCAUGGUGCUGAACAACCAGCACUUGGGCAUGGUGGUCCAAUGGGAGGACCGGUUCUACAAGGCGAACCGGGCACACACGUUCCUCGGGAACCCGGCUAAGGAGGACCAGAUCUUCCCCGACAUGCUGAAGUUCGCCGAGGCCUGCGACGUGCCCGCUGCCCGGGUGACGAAGAAGGACGAGGUCCGUGCAGCGAUUCGGAAGAUGCUCGAAACUCCCGGGCCCUACUUGUUGGACGUGGUGGUCCCGCACCAGGAACAUGUGUUGCCCAUGAUUCCCAGUGGUGGCGCCUUCAAGGAUGUUAUCACAGAUGGGGAUGGGAGACGCUCAUAUUGAUGAUAUUUGCUAUAAGCUUGGGAAGAUCUGUACUACGUGUUAGUUAAUUCAAUAAACAAAAAUGGUAAGAUUAUGUAUUUGGUUUCUUUGUUGGUUUUAAGUUGUAUUGUCAAACUACUUUGUUGCAGGUUGUUUUGUUAAUGUUAUUUAUGUAGACUUUGAGGUACUACCAGUCCAAGUUUGUUCAUAUGGCCUUAUUUGAUGAUGUCUUGUUGGUCUUUGUGUUAUCUGAAUUUCUCUUAAACCACAACACCCAUUUCACUAGUUAUUUUAUGCAAUUAAUGUGUUGUUAACGU
Messenger RNA from Cuscuta campestris, 2567 nucleotides. NCBI's taxonomy places the organism in Eukaryota, Viridiplantae, Streptophyta, Magnoliopsida, Solanales, Convolvulaceae. The record is from the annotation of a GenBank genome assembly.